This is a messenger RNA of Fusarium pseudograminearum CS3096, 1356 nucleotides long. RefSeq lists its product as uncharacterized. The coding region runs from base 1 to 1356 and encodes 451 amino acids. Lineage: Eukaryota; Fungi; Ascomycota; Sordariomycetes; Hypocreales; Nectriaceae. Gene Ontology annotation, molecular function: pyruvate dehydrogenase (acetyl-transferring) kinase activity. The record is from RefSeq and is a predicted model, not a curated record. Gene Ontology annotation, cellular component: mitochondrion. Gene Ontology annotation, biological process: regulation of glucose metabolic process; protein phosphorylation. The transcript is spliced from 4 exons.
AUGCCAUCCAUCGCCCUGCGACAGAGCAGACGAUGUAGAUUGAUAGAUCCGCGUGCUUACUUGACGAAUACUCCCCGAUUUUCGUGUACCAACAUACAGUCUCGCGCUGCGACAAACGCAUCAUGGCGUCCAGUUUCCAUUCUUGACGAUUGGGUCGCAAAAGAAGCCCGCCCAAUUAGCCUUCGUCAACUUAUGGUCUUUGGCCGAUCACUCACAGAAUCGCGCCUGAUCAGCUCUGCCAAUUAUGUUCGCACCGAAUUACCUACGCGUAUUGCGCAUCGCAUUCGAGAUAUGCAACGCCUACCAUACGUUGUCACCACAAACAAUCAUAUAAAAGAGGUCUAUGAUUUAUAUUACCAUGCCUUCGAUACGUUCCGUAAAGUGAAGGAAGUCAAGACCCUGGACGAUAACGACAAGCUGUGUGAACUCAUCAGCCAUAACCUUAAAAGCCACCUGACUGUGAUACCACAGCUUGCGAUGGGAAUCCUAGAGUGUGGUGGGUUAAUGAGUCCCAUCGACCUUGACAAAUUUAUGAACACCAUUCUGAGAUCGCGUAUCUCCAGGCGAGUCAUUGCUGAGCAACAUCUCUCUCUGACAGAAACAUACAACUCGCCCAAUUUCUCACCCGGUGCCAAACUUUCCGAGUCAGACUUCAUUGGUGAAGUGUUUAUUAAAUGCUACGCUAAAGAUGUCGUUGAGCGUUGUUCAAAAGCAAUAACUGCUCUUGCACGCACCACUAACGGUCCAGAUGUUCAGAUUCCUGAUAUCACUGUUGACGGUCAUCUUGAUGCCUCGUUUCCAUACAUUCUGAGCCAUCUCGAAUAUAUAAUUGGCGAGCUUCUACGGAAUUCUGUUCAGGCUGUCAUUGACCGUCAUCUGAAAACACACCCAGAUCCUAACAAUGUGAAGCCCCCUCCUGUCGAGAUCACUAUCUGCGAGAACCAACAGCACGUUAUCAUACGAAUAUGUGACAGAGGCGGUGGAAUCCCCCGUGCUGAGCUACCACAUCUCUGGUCUUUCAGUAAGGGACCACAAAGCCAGAGACGUCUUAACAACCUUGCUCAAGUGCCCAAAAUGGCAGCAACCAUGCAGGAGCUUCACGUAGAAGAGGAACUGGGUCGUGCAGACUUAAAGGUGCCCCCGUAUCAGAGCUCUCUUUCAUCUCUCACAAGCCGACCGCCCAAUCUGCGGCUCGGCAUGGGCCUGCCCUUGAGUCGCGUCUACGCCGAGUACUGGGCCGGCAACCUCGACUUACAUAGCCUUGAAGGUUAUGGAACGGAUAUGUUUCUGCAGAUUUCACGACUUGGAAACAAGAACGAGCAACUGACUACUCGAGCCAGCAUGGAUGCCUUAUAG